Molecule: messenger RNA, 2777 nt
Organism: Cannabis sativa
Lineage: Eukaryota; Viridiplantae; Streptophyta; Magnoliopsida; Rosales; Cannabaceae
Exons: 4
Coding region: 1-1161 (386 amino acids)
Source: RefSeq, a predicted model, not a curated record
AUGGGUAAAAAAAAUAUUAAAGACAACCCUCCUAGCCCCACUUCCCCUUCUGCUAAAAGAAAAACUCAUGGUGGACCUUCGAAGAACACUCGAGGGAAAAGACCUCGAACUGUGGUUGAAAACUCAGACUCAGAUUUUGAGUUGGAAUUUGAAUUUCUUAAGUCACCUGUCUCUGUGAAGGGCAAGGGUAAAUCCCCUGUAAAGGUGUUGCCAUCAUCAGGUGUGGCUGAGGAAAUUCCUGUUAAUAGGAUUGCUGAGGAUUGGGAAUGCAAGUACACCCGAUCUCAAUUCUAUCAUUCUAGAGUAGUUACAUCUGGGUAUUACUCUGUAAUUGGAGACAUUAAGAGAAUUCUAACUGAAAGCCAAUUGGAAAUUUUUUCAAAAUCUGUGUUUGGUUAUUUUCUUCGGAUUCCGGAGUACAUAAUUCAUUACCAAUUGCUUCAUUGUUUGCUGUUGAGGGAGGUUCAGCAGCCUAAUGGGUUGGAGUUUUGGGUUUGUGUCCAAGGGAAAUAUCUUAGGUUUAGUAUCGAAGAGUUUGCGUUGGUCACCGGGUUAGAUUGUCAUGUUGAUUCUGAUUUUUAUCAGUUUAAGCAAGAUGAUAAUGAAUUGGUCAAACAUUGUUUUAAGGGGUACAAAAAAAUUACCAAGGGUGCUAUUCAGACUGCUUUUAUUGCUGACAAUCUGAAGGAUAACGACGAUCUUGCAGUCAAGUUGGUUGUCUUGUAUUUUGUGCAGUGUUAUUUGUUGGGUGGUCCCCCGGGUAAAGUUGUUUCGUCUGAGGAAAUAGAUGUUGUCGAUAGUGGUCGAUAUAAUGAAUUUGGUUGGGGCAAGCAUUGUUUUGAUAUCACUAUGCAUUCUUUGAAGGGUAAGAUAGAUUCUGGUUAUAAGAGGGUAGUUCGUAGUGACGAGGAUGGUGGGUGUUACAGGUUACUGGGUUUUCCUUUGGCUAUUCAAUUCUGGUUUUUUGAGUGUUGCCCGUACGUUAUUGGGAAACUUUCGUUGUACUCAAAUGUUGGCAUUCCAAGGAUUUUGAAUUGGCCUAAACUACCCAAGGACAAGGAGGGUCAGGUGAAAAUGGAUGUCAUGAACACCCUCAUUUUCGAUCGGUCUUUGAAAGAGGUAAUUCUGUUGUUUUUUACACUAUUUCUACUGUUGUUUUAAUGUUAUUUUUGUGUACAUUAGUUAUACUUUAUGUUUCGAUUGUUGUUGUUAUUUUAUAAUUUCAGUUUCAUGUGCAUACUUUUUUUUUGGUUUUUGUUGUUUCAGUUAAAAUUACGAAACAUCACUCCAACUUCUGUUGAGAGAUUGAGUUUGAGCCUUACUGAUUUUUUCUCUGGUGAGACUACUCCUGAUGCUGUCAAAUUCAAAAUUAAAGGUGGUUCCAAGUCUGUUGGUCAACCUGGCUUGAUGGGUGCUUCUUCAUCAUCUGUUCAUGAGAAUGUCUCCCGAGUUGAGUUUGAGGAAUUAAAAAAGAGUCUAUCUGUUGUUGUCAGCCAGCAAGGGAUACUUAUGAAAUCUGUUGCUGAGAUGAACAAGAAGUUGGACAUUCUUAUUGAGGUAUUUUUUUAAUUGUCUUUACUUUUUUCUGUUAUUUUUUUAGUAGUGUUUUUAUGUUGUUUUAUACAGUAAAUUAAUUUUUAAAGUUUUUUUUGUUCUCAGUCAUCCCAAGGUGGUCAUACUCACAAUGGAUCUCAGUCUGAAGAUGCUCUUCGUUCUUCAGAAAAUGAGGAUGAUGAAGAUUCCACUUCAGAGGAAGAUGAGGAUGAUAAAAUCGAGGAUGACAAAGGAGAUGAACAUCAUGAGGAUGAAACUGAUGAUGAUGAUGAUGAUGAUCUUGAUGGAGCUGGUAUUGGUGCUGGUCAGGAUGAGGCUCACACGGGGGAUGUUAGUAAUGAUGAGGGUGUUGUUGUCCCCGAGAUUGUUUCGAGGGAUGAUGAUACCGGCAAGGUGGAUGAUGCCAAGAAGUCUGACCCUGUGGAACCUGUUGCAGAGAUCAAACAGGUGUAUUUCUUGUUUGGCCAUCAUUUUUUUUGUGCCCUUUGUGUGGAUUUUGUGUUUUGAGUUUGUUUUAAUAGUUUUUUAAUGUUGUUUUUGUUGUCAGCCUGAACAGUCUCAAGGUGGGGAGGAGAACAUUGAUGUUGAUGCAACAAUUGCAUCUGCUGUUAAAGCUGUGGAGAAUUUGAUUGGUUCCUCAACUCAUGUCCCUGCUUCUGUUGAGACUUCUGAGAAGACUGAUCUUGAAAUGGUUGUUUUUCAAGAGACUCCUAUUUUACGUCCUCAAAAGAGGGAUCGGAAGAAAGGAGCUGUUUUGAAAUCUCCAUUCAUUGAGCUUGCUUCUGGUGCAUCUAAAUCAGGUUCAUCCUCAGUUUCUCCUGAUGAUUCUGUUUAUAAGGUCGUUAAAUAUGUGCGUGGUUUGUGCCCGUUGGACAACAAGAUUGGUGAACCUGUCGAUCCGCAAUUGGAAGCUGAGUUUGUCACGUGGGUUGAUACAGGUCUUAGAAAGCAUAAAUCUAAGUAAGUAUUUUUGUAGGUGUUUUCAGUUAUAUAUCUCUUAUUGUUUUCCAUUUAGUUUUUAAUUUUUUAUUUGUGUUUUGAUAUUUUUUUAUUUGUUUUUUUUAGCACAACAACUAAUGUGUAUUGUAAGGGUAAGGACACAAUAUUUUCGCCAUUUCGUUUUGGUGUUGAGGACAUUAGCAACAAGAUGUGGUUUCACAACCUUGCCUACCCUAAUUGUUUCCUUACCAAUUCUGUAAGUUUUUUUUUAAUUAUUAUUAUUA